UGUGUGGGUCGCGCUAGUAAUCGGACGUCUAGCUGUUAAUCGUGUCAUCGUAAUGCUCUUACAGUAUCGCGCACUAUUCAUCUCUUCACGCGUUUAUCAAACUGUAAAUGUGUUUAAAUCAUUCGCGUUUCACGCUUCCCAAUAGCGUGUGACAAAUUCGACUGACAUUUUUCGGGAAGUGACAAACAAAUAUACCUAUGCCUAGUAAGAAGAAAAUUAAGUCUCCGCAACAACUAUGGGAAAGUUUAUCUUCCGUAUUUGUUAACUUCGUCGAGACUAUAUUCUUCAAUUUGGGAGUUCUAGUUGGCAAGCAUCCAUGGCGAACUAUUAUUGUAUCAUGGACCUUAGUGUUAGUCAGCUGCACGGGCCUGUUAACAUUUUACAUAGAAAAGAAUCCUAUGAAGUUAUGGGUCCCACCCGAAUCGGAUUUUUAUCAAGACACGAACUGGUAUAUAGAUAAUUUUGGUACUAACUUUCGUCUUCAGAAAAUUUUAAUAACGGCGGAUAAUGUUCUUGUUCCCGAAGUCUUAAUGAUGAUUAAAAACAUUACAAAUGAAGUCAAUUCGAUUGCAAUUCAACACAAAAAUAAAACUUAUUCAGUGAAGGAGCUGUGCUUCAAAAUACCAAUUGUUAAUAUUUUUGAUUCAAGUGGAAAAUCUAGAUCUGAGGACGAAGAUUCAAAGAGAAAAGAGCCAAAUAAGAUAAAUUACGUGGAUAACACUUUGUGGGUUGAUGACGAAUUUUAUUGUGGCUUCCUGGAGGCAUUUCAGCUAACAUGUUUGAAGUAUAACAUCUUAGAUUUAUGGGGAAACGACCCUGAUUUGAUAAGAAACGCUUCAGUGCACGAGAUUAUCGAUAAGAUAAAUAAAGUAAAAUUGAACCCUGUGUCUGGUCAUCCAACAGACUUUGUGAAAAUGUUAGGCGGUGUUAAACGUGACAAGAGUGGUAAGAUUGUGUCUGCGAAAUCUGUGUUAAUUAGUUGGUAUAUGAACGUCAACAUGACAGCAGUGAAUUUAGAUGAAGUCGGUAAUCUCAUAGGCACAGAAGACUGGGUGUCUUUGGAAUUAGCUUUAUGGGAACAACAUUUUUUAAAUUACAUAAAGAGUGUUGAUUAUGGAAGUAAAGGUAUUCGUUUGUAUUAUGAAGCAGGGCGAAGUUUUGCAGAUGUUAGUGGCGAAGCAAUGUUUCAAGAGAUGGACAAACUAGGUUUAGGUAUCAUUAUGAUGUUUUUAUAUAUAUUGAUAGCGGUAUCUCGAUGUAAUUGGUUAGAAAUAAGAGUAACUUUAGGCAGCAUGGGGUUGUUGGGUGUAGGUAUGUCGUAUGUCAGUGCGGUGGGUUGGUGCUCAAUCCUAGGCAUUUCUUUUGGUCCCGUUCAUUCAUCUUUACCUUUUCUUCUAAUGGGACUCGGAGUAGACGAUAUGUUCGUGAUGAACGCCUGUUGGAAAAUAGUUAUGGCCCAUGAUUCCCACAAAAGUGUACCAGUCAAAAUAGGACUUAUGUUAAAACACGCAGGCGUGUCGAUUGUAAUAACAUCAUUUACCGACAUAGUUGCUUUAUUAAUUGGAGCAAUAACCAUAUUGCCAUCUCUUAAAUCGUUUUGCAUGUAUGCAGCAAUGGGUGUGUUUUUUGUAUUUUGUUAUUCUGUUACGUUUUAUGUAGCAGUUUUUACAUUAGAUCUUAAAAGAAUUGAAUCAAAGAGAAACGGUGUUCUUUUUUGUUAUACACACAAAAAUGAAAUAACUAUUUCUACGGAGAGAACAAUAUUUCAAAAGUUUUUGGAGAGUUUUUACAAAAAUGUCAUAUUUACCAAAGCUGGCAAAUCUAUUGUUAUAUUGUUCACAAUUAUCAUGUCCGGAAUUAGUAUCGAAGCGAUUCUGAAAUUGGAACAAAGGUUUGACCCCAGAUGGUUCAUACCCGAAGAUACGUAUUACAAAGACUUUAUCAACGCGCAUGAAAUUUACUAUCCAGAAGAAGGUCAACUCGCUAUGGUUUUUAUGGGUAAAAUGAAUUAUAGUUCUGAAUUUAAUAAUAUUUAUAAUAUGGUACAAGAAUUACGUAAUCGAACAUAUGUCACUGACACAGUAGCAUGGGUGGAACAUUUCCACGGCUACGUCUUACAAAACUACGGUCGCGAUUUAAAAAAUUCGUCUUCUUUGACGUCGGAGAAAUUUAAUGAAUAUUUAUCUAGGUUUUUAUUUAGCCCUGUAGGUGGCCAGUUCCAGUAUAGUUUUAAAUUUUCAGAACCACUCCGUUGUGGCUAUCCUGUGUCUGAUAUAAACGCUUCUUCAAUGUCAUUCAGUUUUACAAAGUUCGGUGGCCCAGAAGAGUAUAUACCUGCUAUGAAUAUGGUUAAGAGAAUUGUGAAAAAUACAAAUAUAACGAGUGGAGACGGUUAUCGUUCCGUCUGGUCAAAGGCUUUUGCUAAUUGGGUCACAGAUGAGAUCAUAGCUGUUGAAGUCGAAAGAAAUAUUGAAUUAGCAUUAAUAUGUGUGAUGAUAUGCACUGUAAUAUUAAUAACAAACCUUCAAAUGUGUUUAUGGAUAUUUAUUUGCGUGUUGCUGACUAUUAUAAACGUGCUGGGUUGCAUGCAACGUUGGGGCAUGACUGUUGACAUAGUUUGCUGCAUUGGUCUUGAACUUGCGAUCGGGUUGUGUGUUGACUACGCGGCCCACGUUGGCCAUUCAUUCUUAACAUUCACUCAAGGCAGUCGAAAUGAAAGAGCCUUCAAAACGGUCACUUCGAUAGGGACUGCUGUCUUACUUGGAGGAGGUUCCACAUUACUUUCUCUAUCACUCCUAAGUAUGUCCAAAACGUACACGUUCCAAUCGUUCUUCAAAAUUUUCCUUUUAGUAAUACUCUUCGGUUUGUAUUGUGGACUUUUGUUUUUGCCAGUUGUUUUGUCUUUAGUUGGCCCUGGAGGGUACGUAAAGAAAGAUGAAGUUCAUGGCAUACCAGAAGCAGUAGAAUUAAAUGGUAAAAAUAAUAAAAAAGAGAAGUCGAUUGAUGAUAGUUGAGAUUAUGUUUAAGGAUAAUGAGUAAAAACUGUGAUACAGUGAUUUAAAGACAUUGUGUUGAGUGUUUUAAAGUAAUUAUGUUUUACUACUGUUUUUGUAUGUGCAGAUAAGAUAGGCGUUAUCAGAAAAUGUGAUUUAGGUACCGGUUUCUAAGUAAACUUAAGAUAUUGAAUUUUUAAACAUCAAUUUGUAUAUACAAAUAAUAUUGUUUCAUGAGUAACUGGAGGUCGAAUAAUAUAUUAAGGCUUAUCAUUACCAUAAAAACUGUGACUGUCCAUGAGCUUCGAUGACAUUAGCCUUUAUUAAACUCAGUGUUUAUUUUAUGAUAAAGGAAGCAGUACGUAUGGACGUAAAAUAAAAACAAAACAAUGGCUUGUUUAACUUUCUUAUUGUAGGUUAACUUCCUCUGAACGCAAAACGAAGACCCACAACACUUCAACCAAUCACAAACGAAAUCUAGUAUUGUUUCGUUUUUUGUUUAACAUCCUUAGUACCUGCGUCGAUGCUUUGUAAGUUACAAAUUUGUUACCACUCCAAAUUUGUGUUAAAGAGCAAAUUGAAACUUGGUAGAAAAGCUUAAUUUUGAACCGCAAUUUUAAGACAAAGUGUCUUGAAGCUGUUUAUAUGAUUAAAAGUCCUGUAUAUAAUUAUAUUUAAGUGUAAAUAUUAAUGCAGUAAAUAAUAUCCAUAAUUGAAAUCAGAACAUUCUUAUCACGUUUUUAUGACUAAUAUUCUCUUUGUUCGCUAUGAGCUCUCUGAUAUGUAAAAAUUACUUGAUUAUUAAUUAAUGUAAGUUAAUAUUAUGAAAUCGUAUAGGUAUAUUUGAUCAGCAGUUUCGGGCCUUGAAAUUGGCAUUGAUAAAUUAUUAAUAAUAUCUAUUAAAUUUUAAAUACAUAUGUACGUAAGCAUUAUCGAUUGUUAUCAAUGUGAUAAUAGUAUGAAAACAUAGGAAUACAUGAUUAUUGUUAUUAAAUUCCAUUAUUAUAAUAAAUGUAGAUUAAAGAAUGCAACAGGUACCUUGAUAAUAAAUUUGUAAUGAUUU
Messenger RNA from Pieris brassicae (large cabbage white), 4056 nucleotides. Its product is annotated as NPC intracellular cholesterol transporter 1-like. The transcript has a single exon. Bases 198 to 3014 code for a protein of 938 amino acids. Lineage: Eukaryota; Metazoa; Arthropoda; Insecta; Lepidoptera; Pieridae. The record is from RefSeq and is a predicted model, not a curated record. Gene Ontology annotation, cellular component: membrane.